AUGUCAUCCAAAUCCACCCUCACUCCCACCUCUACCCCCGACCCAUCCAACGCAGUAAACCCGGGUAUGGCUACACCACCACCUACGACGACUACGCCAAAGAAGAAACCAUACCCGUUCUGGCUAGGCGGUGUAGCUGCUACGAUCGCUGCUAGUAUUACACACCCCCUAGACCUAACAAAAGUCCGCCUCCAAGCCUCCGGCGACAAACGCAUGCUCGCCUCCAUCCAAAAGACCCUCCGCACCGCCGGCCCGCGCGGGCUCUUCGAUGGGAUCACCGGGACGUGGAUGCGCCAGAUGAGUUAUUCGAUGUGUAGGUUUUGGGCGUAUGAGGAGAGUAAGAAGAUGCUGGAUGCUACGGCGCCGGGGGCACCGGCGUGGAAGUUGGGGCUGGCGGGGAGUAUGGCGGGGGGGAUUGCGGGGUUGGUUGGGAAUCCGGGGGAAAUCGUAAUGGUCCGUCUCCAAGGCGACUUUGCCAAACCCCCCGAGAAGAGGUUUAACUACAAACAUUGUUUUGAUGCGUUGUUUAGGAGCGGUGUUGAUGAAUGCGUCGCAGUUGGCUAG
This is a messenger RNA of Lentinula edodes (shiitake mushroom), 564 nucleotides long. Its product is annotated as mitochondrial carrier domain-containing protein. The record is from RefSeq and is a predicted model, not a curated record. Lineage: Eukaryota; Fungi; Basidiomycota; Agaricomycetes; Agaricales; Omphalotaceae. Gene Ontology annotation, biological process: thiosulfate transport; succinate transmembrane transport; oxaloacetate transport. The transcript has 5 exons. Bases 1 to 564 code for a protein of 187 amino acids. Gene Ontology annotation, molecular function: sulfate transmembrane transporter activity; succinate transmembrane transporter activity; oxaloacetate transmembrane transporter activity.